AUGUCUGGGAGAGGUACGUAUAGCCAGUCUGUACGGACCCCGAAAGCCGGUGACUCUGGUAGGCGGAAAGCCGAAAGUCCUCCUGAUGAUUUGAGGUCGAGUGGAAAGUCUGCUGCUGGCAUCUCCGGUAUCCCUAGGUCUGUUGGUCCAACCAGUGCUAUAGGUUCCACCUCUUCUGCCAAGGCAGCUGUGGCCCCAGAUAUACUCACUGAUUUUAAGGUGUGUAUGUCGGAACUUCUGGACGAGAGACUGGCAGUAUUGAUAUGUAAUGUUGACAAUUUGAGCAAAGAGGUGAAGGAUCUCAAGGCCAGAGUGAACGAGUUGGAGCGCGAAAAGACGGAACUGGCCAGCACCGUACAACCCCUGACAGAGGAUAUGAGUACCCGUACUCAUUCUGCAGUGUCUAGCCACGUGCCCCAUGACAUCGUGUCCACCGUACGCCAAGUGGUUGAGGAAGAGUGCAUGCAACUGCAGAUACGGGACAAUGUCAUUAUUUCAGGCAUAGAGGAGGACACUGAGGAGACGCUAGUGGAUGUGCUGGCAUCACUUGUUCCGGACAUAGAGGCAUCAACCUUCACUGCAGCAGACCGACUCGGACGACCAGGAGGUGAUCGACCAAGGCUGAUCCGCGCCAAGAUGACAGCCACCACCAAGGCCAAAUUGAUGGAUGCGCGCUUUGGCUUGAAACAUGGAUCCACUCUAGAGAUAUUAACUGUCCGUAUCCGUCUUGCUACCAAGCCACGUGCAACAGACAUUAGUGUGUCCACCUUGUAUCGCCCGCCGUCUGCCACAGUGAAUUUCUGGGACCAGUUGAGCUCUGAACUUGAUUUAGCACUUCAAACUCCGAAUGCAUUAAUCCUAGGCGACUUCAAUACUGAUGUCCUCCAGCCAACGACUCCAGGAUAUCACCAUCUACAGCGUGUCUGUGCGGAGCAUCACCUCAGAAAUGUUAUCACUGAACCCACUCGUUUAGCACGCACCUGCCUAGAUCUUGCUCUGGUUACAGACGGCUCCCCUGUAGUCAAGGCGGAAGUAGUCUCAAUGAACGGUGUUAGUGAUCACGAUCUCAUCAUUGUCCAAUGUGCCUAUCAAAACCUUGAGCCCAUUCCUGCGCACACUCACAGGCUGAUUCGGAAGCCUGCACCCCAUUCUAUGGAUUUUGACCAAUGUGGCCAGGAAAUCAGUGAAAGUUUCAGAACUUCGGAGUCGCCCACCAGCCUGGACGGUCAAGUGAAGCAAUUGUCCACGUGUUUGAGACAUGUUCUGGACAGAAAUGCCCCGAUCACUCAGCUCAAGGUGUCUGGAUUUGGCAGGCCUCGUCGGCAACCAUGGGUUACGCCACACUUGAAAAAGCUUCUUCAGCUUCGAAUAAACUUGCACAGGAAAUUACGAAGGAACCCAACCGACGGCCCCCUCCUCCAGCAGUACCGGGCAGCACGGCGCGAGGGAACCAUCUUGAAUAAGAAACUCAAAACAGAAUACUGCGUGAAGGCAUUCAACACCCACAAACGGAACCCCAGAGCCCAGUGGCAAAUCCUGAACAAGCUUGCAGGACGAGAAAAAGUCAAAUCACUACCUAAGGCGACUAUAUCCGACCUGACAGCCACAUUUGCAACCGUAGUUUGUGAUCCUGCAAGACCGUCUGAACUUGUUCUACCCAGCCCACCAGUCGACAUUCCCACUCUCGACGAGUUUACGCCAGUCACACUAGAGUAUGUUGAAGAUGUCUUGAAGUCAUUGAACAGCCACAAAGCACAAGGUUCCGAUGAAAUACCACCAUGUCUCCUCAAAGGAUGCCGCACAGAGAUCGCUGGCCCACUCACCGCUAUCAUCAAUAAGUCUCUGCAUACAGGCCAAGUUCCAAGUAGUUUUAAGCAUGCACACGUGUGCCCACUCUACAAAGCUGGCGACGCAACUAUUGGCUCCAACUACCGACCAGUGUCACUUUUGCCAGUGAUAUCCAAAGUGCUUGAGAAGGUAGUACACCGACAACUUGUUGCAUUCUUCGACAAUCAUCCGGAACUCGGUGCACUACCGGAGGAGCAGUUUGCUUACAGGCGCAAUCACAGCUGUGAAGACCUUUUGGCGUAUGCAAUAAACGACUGGCAGCUGGCCUUGGACAAGAAGCAGCUGUGUGGAGCCAUGUUUGUAGACAUGAGCAAGGCCUUCGACCGCGUUCAGCAUAGCAAGCUCGUGCAGGAACUGGCUUCAGUUGGCGUCGGAGGUGUGGCAUUGCGUUGGUUCGCAGACUACCUUACUGGGAGAACCCAGCAGGUCGUUGUCGGCGAUGCCCGAGGCAGUACAGAGCCCUGCUCACGUGGUGUACCACAAGGCUCCGUGUUAGGCCCCUUACUUUUCUGCAUUUAUAUCCGGCGUACCCCUCAGAAAUUUCAACAUUGCCGUGCUCUCCUGUUUGCGGACGACAUCGCGUUCUACGUCAUUGGUCGCAAGGCUUCAACCGUGCUCAGAAUGCUGCAGACAGAUCUCUUGAAUCUGGAUGACUUCCUCAGCGAGCGGGGACUGGUGCUGAAUCCCAAAAAGUCCCAGCUACUGCUGCUCAGACGACCUACUGCGCAACUGGACGUGAUCCCCAGCAUCACCUGCAAAGGCACCUCCGAAUGA
Sycon ciliatum is the source of this 2622-nucleotide messenger RNA. RefSeq lists its product as uncharacterized. Gene Ontology annotation, molecular function: catalytic activity. The transcript is spliced from 3 exons. The record is from RefSeq and is a predicted model, not a curated record. Lineage: Eukaryota; Metazoa; Porifera; Calcarea; Leucosolenida; Sycettidae. Bases 1 to 2622 code for a protein of 873 amino acids.